Molecule: messenger RNA, 1683 nt
Organism: Symbiodinium sp. CCMP2592
Lineage: Eukaryota; Dinophyceae; Suessiales; Symbiodiniaceae
Source: the annotation of a GenBank genome assembly
AUGGUGGUCGCUGCCCUUAGCUUGCCCGUGCCGGCAUUGGAGCCUCAGACCAUGGAUCUCGAAGAGGCUGAUCAAGAAGACGAGUUGGACCAGGCAGAGGUGGAGGCUCUGGCGGCGGCUCUGGAAGCUCAGGCCCUCGGAUCUUCCUCGGAGGAGUUGAAGAAACCCUUGUUUCGAGGGCAGACGCUGCCGGUGGACCAGAACACGGUUACCAGAAGGACAUCGAAAUGGGGUGGCAUGGUCGAGGUUGGCUGGACAUUCUUCAAGGAUGCCGCUGUUGCCAAGGAUCGCAUCGUGGACCUUGAAAGGGAGCUGGAGAACAAAAAGGAAGAGCUAGAGAACCUACGUUUGCGGGUGGAGCGCGCCGAGCUGAAGGCAGAGAGUGCCACCGUGAAGGAGAAGCGGAUGGCACAGGAAUUGUCGGAGGCCAGCAAGGACCUGGAGGACUACCGAAAGCACACGGCAGAUUUGAACCAGAAGCUGUCGUUCGCCACUGCAUCCAUGGAAUCGCAGCAUGUGCAGAUAGCCGCACAAGAGAAGGAGUUAAAAGAGACGCGGGAGUCCGAGGCCAAGCUGCAAUUCGAGUUGCGGCGGGCGCUGAAAGAAGAGGAGCACAUGGGAGGUCAUGCGGACUUCAUGGCCACGCAGAUGGAGCUGGGUCAGGCAAAGCAAUCACUCCAUGACCGAAGAGGUGAGCUUGAGGUGGCAUUGAAGCAGCUGCAGUCUCUGCGACAUGAAGUGCACAAGUUACGUGCUGCUGAGGAGCAAAGCGACAGCGAUGCGAAGCAUCUUCAAUGCAAGGACUGUGAUUGGCUGGAGCAGGCCUGCCACGCACAGGUCUGUGCAGCUACUGCCGGGCGCCGUGACGCUGAGGCUGCGCUCCAGAAGUCCUUGGAGCAGCAGCAGGAGUUGAGAUUGCAACUGCUGGAAGAGAGGAACCGGCACGAGGAGCUCAAAGAGCUGCAUAGCACACGAUUGGCGCAGGCUGCUCAAGAGGUGGCCUUGCUGCGGCACAAAGUGGAGCGACAGAAGCAGGAGACUCGGUGGCGACAUCCUGGAAAGCGUGAGGGAUUGAUUGAGACUCCCCAACUCGACACGCCUCGCCGGCACAAAGAGAUGCUUGUCCGCUUGGAGGAGCUACUGCCAGGUAUUCAGCACCCCAAGUCUCGUACGGACCACGUGUACCCAAAGUUGGUGCCGCAACGUUCUCCCAAAGAAGUGGAAGGUCGAUCUUUCGUGCAGGAGUUCGUCGUCGAGUCAGACAGGCACAAGAUGCAGGACAUCGUGGAUGCAGCCCUGCAGGGACAAGAAACGGAGCAUUUCGAGAUCGUCAUCUGCUCCAAGGACGACCAGGAGCAUGUGAUCCUGCUCAAUGCGACACCACGGCGCCAUCGACGGGGUGCCUUCAGGGUUUGCCCGCGGCGCGGAUGGACGCCGCAAAUGCUCGGGCGAAAGCGCGAGGCUGCGAACACCAAGAGCGGCUCUAAGCGCAGGUGGCAGCAAGAGAUCGAUGGGAAAGCCGCUGAGGACGAGGUCGUCACCGCCGAGGUGCUCGUGUGGCCUUUGCUUUGUCGAGCUUCAUCGAGCUUCUCACGGAAGCCAGUGCUAGAACCCUAUACACUGUGGCUUCUGCAACUGCGCUCCGUCACGUCGGUUUCCCGCUUACUCAAGGAGGCCUUGUAG